AAAAGAUGUUGAUUCUUGACUGUCCUGAAAGGCUCAGUGUUGAGGUUUCCUAGUUCAUGAGUUGUAGCGUUGAAUGUGUUUGAACUGAGUUCAUUUAGUUUCGAAUUGAUUAAUCAAGAGGAUCGAUGUUCUAUUUUAGCAGUAUAUAUAACAUCUGCAACAGUAGAGAAGUUGAUCCUUUCCAGAAUUAAGUAAGACAAUGCGCAUCCCAAAAGUUAAUAGUAUGUAGAUAUGGAUCCAAGAUCACUCCAAGCUUUCCAUGUUACCUGGGAUCGGAUGCUAUGAAAAAGUGGACCAACGACCUAAACUAUUUAUGUUUUCGUUCCUUUUCUCCACCUAUAGUGCUGAAAGAACAAGAAUCAAAGACCAGUCAGUUAGCAGUGCACAUUUUACUAUAAAUAUAAUGGCCUUGAGGUGAAUUUGGAUGUGGAGAUGGCAAUGGAAGCUCCAGGCAUAAGUAAUAAUAAUCCGCGAGCGUUUCAUGUGUCUGGACCUCGCAAAGUUUCUUCCCCGAGUUGGGGAGACCUCAAUUCCAGUUGGACUGAUGGGAAUUAUAAGAGGACAGCCAUAGCCUGCUUCAUACAAGCAGCUUACCUGCUUGAACUUGACAGACAGGAAAAUAAGUCCGAACAAACUGCUCUGGCUUCAAAUUGGUGGUUAACUUUUAAGUACAAGCUGUCCCAAACCUUAGUUGAUGAUAGAGAUGGAUCCAUAUAUGGCGCCAUACUUGAAUGGGAUCUGUCUGCAGGUUCAGCUAGACCCAGUACUGCACCUAGAGCUUUGUUAGUGCUUCGCGGUACUCUACUCAGAAGCCCCACAAUCAGACGAGACAUUGGAGAUGACCUUCGGUUUCUUGCUUGGGAAAGCCUAAAGGGUUCUGUCAGAUUCAAUGGAACGUUGGGAGCACUGAAAUCAAUUACUGAUAAGUAUGGAAGUAACAAUGUGUGCAUUGCAGGUCAUUCCUUGGGGGCAGGUUUUGCCCUCCAAGUGGGAAAAGCACUGGCCAAGCAGGGAAUUUAUGUGGAGACACAUUUGUUUAAUCCACCAUCUGUUUCACUUGCCAUGAGUUUGAAGUAUAUCACUGAAAGAGCUGGUUUUGCCUGGAAGAGGUUCAAAGCAAAGCUUCCUUGCGCAAUUGAAACUGAAGGAAGCAGGGAUGAAAGCAAAAACAAUGUCAGUGAAGUGAACAAAUGGAUGCCUCAUCUAUAUGUGAACACUAAUGACUAUAUCUGUUGCUAUUACACUGACCCUGCUGGAGCAGAAGUGAAGCAUAUAGACAAGGGGACUGCGGGUCAGAUAAACACGCAAGCAGCUGCUGCAAAGUUAUUUGUGAUGUCCAAGGGGAAGCAAAAAUUUCUGGAGGCACAUGGGCUAAACCAAUGGUGGGCUGAUGAUUUGGAGCUCGAGCAGGCUGUUAAUGACAGCAAGCUCAUCAGCAAGCAACUUAAGUCCUUGUAUAGCCUACAGCCUCCACGGCACACACAAGGCAAGCCUCACUUGACUGAAAUUUGGCGUGGUUUUCGUGCACUGUAUGGUAUAUAAGUCAUUUUAAGCACCCCUAAACUGCUUAGCUCUGCUAAAUAAAAAUUUACAGAACCAUUAAUUAAAGACUGCAGGCAAUAUCAGAUGUAUAAAGGGCCUAAAGGCAGUAUAUUUAUUAGGAAUCUGAUCUGAAAUGCUCCACUCUAUGAUGAGAGUUCUGCACUUA
Daucus carota subsp. sativus is the source of this 1708-nucleotide messenger RNA. RefSeq names its product GDSL esterase/lipase At4g10955-like. Bases 433 to 1542 code for a protein of 369 amino acids. Lineage: Eukaryota; Viridiplantae; Streptophyta; Magnoliopsida; Apiales; Apiaceae. The transcript has 3 exons. The record is from RefSeq and is a predicted model, not a curated record.